Candidozyma duobushaemuli is the source of this 1104-nucleotide messenger RNA. It is a transcript of the gene DRG1, whose product is annotated as GTP-binding protein. The record is from RefSeq and is a predicted model, not a curated record. The transcript has a single exon. Gene Ontology annotation, biological process: cytoplasmic translation. Gene Ontology annotation, molecular function: GTP binding; GTPase activity. Bases 1 to 1104 code for a protein of 367 amino acids. Gene Ontology annotation, cellular component: cytoplasm. NCBI's taxonomy places the organism in Eukaryota, Fungi, Ascomycota, Pichiomycetes, Serinales, Metschnikowiaceae.
AUGACUACUGUUGAAAAGAUUAAAGCUAUAGAAGAUGAGAUGGCCAAAACUCAGAAGAAUAAGGCUACCUCAUUCCAUUUGGGACAACUCAAAGCCAAAUUGGCCAAACUUAGAAGAGAAAUAUUAUCCGAUAGUGCCUCCAGUGGUGGAGGUGGCGGUCAAGGAUUCGAUGUUGCACGUACUGGUGUGGCAACAGUGGGCUUCGUGGGUUUCCCCUCUGUCGGAAAGUCGACACUUUUGUCCAAACUUACAGGGACGCAUUCGGAAGCUGCUGCGUAUGAAUUUACGACGCUCACAACUGUCCCUGGUGUUAUCAAGUACAAGGGUGCCAAAAUUCAAAUGUUGGAUUUACCAGGUAUUAUUGAAGGGGCGAAGGAUGGCAAAGGUCGAGGAAAGCAGGUCAUCGCAGUUGCACGGUCGGUGAAUCUUUUAUUUUUGGUGCUCGAUGUGAAUAAACCAUUACAUCAUAAACAAAUAAUUGAGAAAGAGUUGGAAGGAGUGGGAAUAAGGAUCAACAAAGAACCUCCGAACAUUGUGAUCAAUAAAAAGGAAAAGGGCGGUAUCAAUAUUACAACCACGGCUCCUUUGACCCAUCUAGAUAACGAUGAGAUCAAAGCUGUGAUGGCUGAAUACAAGAUAAACUCUGCAAACAUUGCCUUCAGAUGUGAUGCAACAGUGGACGACCUUAUUGAUACGAUAGAGGCGAAGUCACGCAGGUAUAUUCCUGCCAUUUACGUCUUAAACAAGAUAGACUCAUUCUCAAUCGAGGAGCUCGACUUAUUGUAUAAGAUCCCAAAUGCUGUACCUAUACUGUCCGGCAGUGGUUGGAAUUUGGAUGAUCUUCUUGAAAUGAUGUGGAAUCGUUUGAAACUUGUGCGCGUCUACACGAAGCCAAAGGGAAAGCUUCCUGACUUCAAUGAGCCUGUCGUUUUGCGAAACGAUCGGUGCAGCGUAGAGGACUUUUGUAACUCGAUUCACAAGUCAUUGGUUGAAGAUUUUAAAAAUGCUGUUGUUUACGGUACAUCCGUAAAACAUCAGCCCCAAAUUGUGGGAUUAACGCAUCCCUUGCAGGACGAAGACGUUAUAACAAUUCUCAAAAGGUAG